AUGACUUUUGGACGUCGGGAAGGCAUGAAUAUGCGGUCGUACUUCGGAUGCUCCGGUUUGGUCUUUAGCGAGAAAUGUAGAUUUGGUGCUCUAGACUUGGGAACUUGGAUCAGAGUUGCUCAGCAGAGUGAUCAGAGUUUGCUGGAUGCGACGAGAGUGACUGGUUCUGAGUAUGAGGUCUCUGCGAAUGGGACUAUCUUGGUUCGUGGGCGAGUUUGUGUGCCUAAGGAUGUGGAGUUGAGACAUCAGAUUUUGGGAGAGGCUCAUGCGAGCAAGUUUUCCAUUCAUCCGGGAGCGACCAAGAUGUACCAUGACCUCAAGAGGUACUAUCAUUGGGUCGGGAUGAAGAGGGAUGUAGCAGACUGGGUUGCGAAGUGCAACACUUGUGCCUUGGUGAAGGCAGAGCAUCAGGUUCCGGGUGGUCUUUUGCAGAGUUUACCCAUUCCAGAGUGGAAGUGGGACAGGAUUACGAUGGAUUUCGUGGUUGGACUACCUGUUUCGAGGACUUUCGAUGCUAUCUGGGUGAUUGUGGAUCGGUUGACUAAGUCGCACAUUUCUUGGCCAUCAAGAAGACAGAUGGAGCUGCUGUCUUGGCUAGGAAGUUUGUGCGAGAGAUUGUGA
This is a messenger RNA of Microthlaspi erraticum, 621 nucleotides long. NCBI's taxonomy places the organism in Eukaryota, Viridiplantae, Streptophyta, Magnoliopsida, Brassicales, Brassicaceae. The record is from the annotation of a GenBank genome assembly.